Messenger RNA from Sphaeroforma arctica JP610, 361 nucleotides. RefSeq lists its product as hypothetical. The annotation marks the transcript as partial. Gene Ontology annotation, cellular component: nucleus; cytosol. Gene Ontology annotation, biological process: coenzyme A biosynthetic process. Gene Ontology annotation, molecular function: ATP binding; pantothenate kinase activity. Lineage: Eukaryota; Ichthyosporea; Ichthyophonida. The transcript is spliced from 2 exons. The record is from RefSeq and is a predicted model, not a curated record.
GGUCUCUGUGACCGGCGGGGGUGCGUACAAGUACCUAGAGUUGUUGGAGUCCAAGUUGAACAUCAAAGUGGAGCAGGAGGAUGAGAUGUUAUGUGCUGUGGAGGGUUGUAACUUUCUACUGCGCACUAUACCCGGCGAGGCAUUCACGUACAAUACGGAUUCAGAGCCCCCGUAUACGUUUAUGAACCCCAUCCCGCCCUCGUCUUUGUAUCCGUACUUGCUGGUCAAUAUAGGAUCUGGGGUCAGCAUGAUUAAGAUUUCUGGCCCACAAGAGUACGAACGAAUUGGUGGUACUUGUUUAGGGGGUGGCACCUUUUGGGGACUAUGCUCACUUCUAACCCAUGCCAGAGACUUUGAUGAG